AUUCUCUCAGUGGGGCUCAGAGAGCCAAAGCCACGUCACAGAUAAGGAGUACUCGUCGAUCUGUGGUCUUGCGCGCCUUUGUGCAUUGACAGAAGCCAGUAGACGCGAGGCGCGCCGCCAUUGUACGAGCUGCCAUUGUUCAAUUGUCCUCGAGUUACAAUGCCUCACCUCAGCCAUAUGCCUGGUAUACACAUAAGUGUCAGGAGUCCACAGCGAAGGCGACAUGGGGAAGGAGCAGCAAAUGGCAGCUUCUCGGACGAGGUACCCAAGCUCUGACGAUCACCUGGGCCCGUUUCUAGGCAAAAGGGCGCGAUGCGUUCUCACCGUCACUGCUUACCCCGUCAUCGUGCUGCUACUGAUACUACAAAAGCUAUGGACUUCAUUGGCCGGCGUGCCGUCAGCAGUCGCUGCAGCAAAGAACGAUAUUGCAAAGAGUUGCGCCUCCAGCGAACGCGUGGCUUCUCUGCUCGCUUCCGCACCACACUACACUGCUCAAGGCGUCAAUACGAUGCUUGCUAGUGGCACAGAAGAUCUUGUGCAUGGUCUAGGCGAUGUCCUGAGCCUGGUCGUGCAAGGUCUUCAAGCAAUUGUGCUCUUUAUCGUUGACACCUAUCGCUCGCUUUACCUCUGCUUGAUCAGUCUGACCGUACACGGUGCAAUGGACUUGGCAAUCAGUGCGACUGAAGAGUUCUCGUCGUUGCUCAACUCAACGACCGCAGCGAUCAGAACAGAUAUACAAGAUGGCGUGCAAGAUCUCGAUACUGCCAUAUCGGCGAUCGUUGAUAAGAUCAAUCUGUUGCCUGGUGUCGAUUUCACCGCGCCAUCUUUCGAUGUACCACAGUUGACCAGCCUUGAAAACGUAACAGUUCCAAGCGAUUUUUGGAAUCGCCUUAUAUCGCUCAACGAUUCGCUGCCGACGUUGGACGAUCUCAAGGCCUCGCUCGACGACAUUAUCUCGACGCCUUUCAUCGCGCUGCGGCAAGACGUCAAUGGCACGCUGGGCGCAUUCGCGUUUGAUCAAAGCGUCCUGCCAGUGCCUGCUCUUGACAAUGUCGAGUACUGCUCAGACCUUGACCUUGGCUUUGUCGACGAAAUCGGAAAGGGAGUCCAGAACGUCAUGAAAGAAGGCAUUGUCGCUUGCUGCUUACUCGCUCUCGUCAUCAUUGGCGUGCUGUGUCUUUGGGAAUGUUGGCGAUGCGAUCGGGAAAUCGAAACAAUCGAGUCUGCAAAAGAGAUCUGGCUAAAGCAACAGCAAAUGAGCAAACGCUUUUCCCUUGAUUCUCGACAGACAUCGGGCGACCUGCUGUCAACACGCAGCUUGAGGGUGUUCCUGCACGAUGCGCAGUUCCCAUUGCUGCACAAGAGCGUGCUUGCUUGCGAAGCGAAAGUGCCUGCUUUGCGACGAUCUUCAUCAGCACGCGACUCGCUGUCUUGGCUAUUGUCAUUCAUUUGUCACCCAACUGCACUGCUCGUGCUUGCACUGGGACUCGUCGGCCUCAUCUCAAUCGAGAUUCAGAUUGCGAUGCUGAACGAUUUUCGGGGUCCUGCCACCCAGCAAGCUGCAGCAGGAACGGCAAUCCUCACCCAGAACGCAAGUACGGCCCUCGAAGCGCGGCUACAGGAUGCGAGUACGCAGUAUGCAGCCAGCGUCAACUCGGUCUUGCAGACCACAGAAACUUCGCUGAACACGCACGUCUUUGGCUGGAUCGACACGACCGGUCUCAACCUCAAUACAACGCUCAAUACGUUCUACAGCGACCUCACGGGUAUCAUCAACACCACGUUUGAUGGCACCAUCUUUGCAGAUGCUGCGCUUGGUGUGAUAGGCUGUUUGCUCGGCUCGAAAGUGAAUGCGAUCGAAGAGGGUCUGACUUUCGUUUACGACCACGCUCGCGUCAGCUUGCCAACCGUGCAGAGUGACGUCCUCUUGCCGUCCGGUAAUACGACGGCUAGCGUCGCGUCAGCUGCAAGCGAUGACAGCGACGGCUUCGUCGACAAGCUGAUCGAUUCUUCCAUUGAGUCUCUAAAACAUGAAAGAGGCGCUUGCUACCUCUUCAUCGCGAUCUGGCUUGCCCUUCUCUUCGGUGCUCUUCUGGUGAUCCUGGUCACACAUGCGCGACAAACAAAGCGCGAUGCUUGUCAGCCAAAGUAUGCAAGCUCGCAUGCGUCUUCACAAAUCACUCUCGUCUCCAAUGCUGCCAGCCUUGCAAGAACCGUAUCAGCACCCCGCAUCGUGCCUGUGCUCAGCCGCCUGUCUUGUCACCCUCGCUGGUGCGAUCAGUCGAGUCCUGCAGAGUCACAGCAUGCACCUGCGACGUUCUGGGAUCAGCAGAGCGAAAUCACAACGAUCAGCUUGCCGCCCCUGCCUGUUCCUCUUACAAGUCACGGUCGUAGCUGGUCAGGCAUGAGCUUUCUGUCACGCUGA
Mixia osmundae IAM 14324 is the source of this 2425-nucleotide messenger RNA. RefSeq lists its product as uncharacterized. Gene Ontology annotation, cellular component: mating projection tip. NCBI's taxonomy places the organism in Eukaryota, Fungi, Basidiomycota, Mixiomycetes, Mixiales, Mixiaceae. The record is from RefSeq and is a predicted model, not a curated record. The transcript has 2 exons. Bases 224 to 2425 code for a protein of 733 amino acids.